Iphiclides podalirius (scarce swallowtail) is the source of this 1611-nucleotide messenger RNA. Lineage: Eukaryota; Metazoa; Arthropoda; Insecta; Lepidoptera; Papilionidae. The record is from the annotation of a GenBank genome assembly.
AUGUAUAUUAUAAAUUUUAUUGCAUGUUUUGUGGUCACUGUAAAUGCAGGCCCCGCUACUGAAUCUUUUAAGAAUCAAUAUUGCACGGAUCCCAGAACUAUGAAGAAACACUCUGCCUAUACUGAGUGGGCAGACGCCUAUUCCUGCACAAGGCAUCGCUGCCAACCUGGUGGACGAAAUUUGGCCAUUUAUACCGUUGGAUGCAAGCGUGUAGAACCACCCGAAUCAGCGAUAGAAUGCGAAGAAGUAGUAGAAGAUACUAACAUGCAGUUUCCAUAUUGUUGCACACGUCUGAGGUGUUUAGUUGUGGUUCGCGGGGAAGUGUGGACCCGAGUUUUGGGACAGCCUUGGGAGACGCUUCCCGCUGCGCCAUGGAGUCAUAUGUACAAGAUGAAGAAACCUCCUCCUACAGACAGCACUUUCUUGCCCAAGAUCGGCGAGGGACCCAUAUACGAGCUUGCGGUGGACACAGAUGAUGGCGCCGAGAAGGUGCUGAGAGCGUCGAAGGCGACCACUGCCAACCCUGACUGCAAAGACUCACCGCCACGGGCUAAUUCUAAACCGGACAUCGUUAUCGCAUUGGCUACGAACAAAGAUGAAAAGCAAUCUAAUAAUGCUGAAAUAACUAAUAGAAGAAAACGCGUCAAAAAAACCACAACACGACCAUUUUCAAAUCUGGACGUAGAAGAGGAAGCACCUGAAUCGCAUAACGAGGUUGAGAAUGACUACAUGCACACCACGGAGAAGCCACUGGAAUCAUCAGACGAAAAGUAUUUUGCAAACGCUUUUGCAGUAACAGAAAGUGCCCCGUCUAAGCAGUCUAAAUCCCGUCAAAUUGAUUGGACCGAAAUACCACCGAGCCAGUGGAACGAGCACGAACCCUCCAUGGACGCCGAAUCGCCGCCUAGGGAGACGAGCGUUUAUCAUCAGGCCGAUGUCCGAUCCGACCAAGAGAAGAAAGACGAGAAGCCGUCCAACCUGCAGGCGCUGGUGGACGCCAUCGGCACGAGGAUGCGCGACAUAGAGAGCGUGGUGCAGAGGAUGAGUCAGAAGGUGCACCGCGUGAAACCCGACCAACACGACUUCGGGAACGGCGUUGCCAGCGUAGAAAGAAGGUCCGACAUCCAACUGCAGACCCGUAAACAUCUAAACGUUGAAACAAAAGAACACGAGAAUGAUGGCGUCAUUUCUAAAGGACAGCAUUCGAACUCGGAUGGCGAAAAUUACUUACGAAGCGGUAAGCGAAUGCGAGGCACUACGGAAGCUACCAGCGAGCAACCUCUCUUUGUAGAAGACACUAAUCUAAACGGAUACUUGAGUGAUGUCAGCAAUAAUAUAUAUAGGAGGACUGGUUCUCCGAAAGAACCAAUUGAAACUUAUAUGGCCCCAGUGGAAAAUCGGCCUAAAACAAUGAUACAUGCAAUAGUCGACAACUCAGGAGAGAUUGAAAAGACAAAGAAAAAGAAACACACACAUAAAAAGAAAAAAGGCAAAAGUCACAAAAAGCAUCAUGCUAAAGACGAUAAGAAAAAACGUUUUAACCGAAUUCAUUCAUCGGAGAUAGAAACUAACAUUGUUUCUCUUGAAGAUAGCAGUUCUGUUAUUGCUCGC